AUGACUUCUUACUCGGCUGCCCAAGGCAUGAAAAUCCUCGUUUGCCCUUCGGGUUUCAAGGGUAGUCUUGAGCCAGAUGUUGCCGCCGACUGCAUCGAGGCCGGCGUACUGGCAGUUAUGCCGGACGCUUCUGUCCGCAAGGUGCCCCUUGUCGAUGGAGGCGAGGGGUUCACUAAAGCCCUUGUCUCUGCGACUGGCGGUACGAUCCACCCUAUUACUGUCACCGGCCCUGUCGGUUGUCCAGUUGCAUCAUUCUACGGGAUUCUUGGAAACAAGAGCCCUGAUACGGCCAAGACUGCUGUCAUCGAAAUGGCAGCUGCCGCCGGUCUGAGCCUGGUGCCGCCUCAACUUCGCAACCCCGGCAUCACCACCACAUUCGGGGUUGGAGAGUUACUCACCGCCGCAAUUGGAGCUGGAGCCGAGAGAAUUGUUGUCGGAUGUGGUGAUUCCGGCACCUGCGAUGGCGGCGCUGGAAUGCUUCAAGCUCUUGGCGCCCGACUUAUUGAUCAGGACGGGCUCACGCUCCCUAUCGCGGCAGGGGGCGAGUCUCUGUUGCGUCUGGCCAACAUUGAUCUUGGCGGGAUCGACAAGCGCAUAAGAGACGUCCGCAUUGAGGUCGCUGUCAACUGGGAAAAUGUGCUCAGCGGCCCUGAAGGUGUUGCAAGGGUCUUUGGCCGACAGAAAGGCGCGACGACUGAGCAGACGGAGCGUCUUUCGGCAGCCAUGGAAGUGCUUGCUGUGGUUGCCGGCCGGCUUCUCUGCGACAGCAAGGUGUCUCUCUCGCCGGGCGGAGGAGCGUCUGGAGGUUUGGGCACCGGUUUGCGGCUGGUCGGUGCCAAGCUUCGGCCAAGAUAUCAGGUGGUGGCGGAGUAUGUCGACUUUGACGGGCUGUUCACGGACUGCGACCUAGUCCUCACGGCCGAGGGAGGAAUCGACGACCAGACUCCGCGAGGAAAGAUUCCAGCCGAGAUUGGACAGCGAGCGAAGAAGCAUGGACUCCCUGUCAUUGCCAUCGCUGGCACCAUCGGACCAGGGGCGCGGGUCAACUACGACGUCGGGAUCGAUGCGUAUACGUGCAUCCUGCAACGCCCAACGACUCUAGACGAGGCCAUCCUGGAAGCGGAGAAACUGACGCGGGAGAGCGCCGAGUGCGUCAUGCGGAUGAUUGUCGUGGGACGAACGUUGGGGUCUAGGAGGCCGCUUCCGAAGACGCGGGCGCAGCAUUCAGCAGCAUCGGCAUGCGUUUGA
Colletotrichum karsti is the source of this 1248-nucleotide messenger RNA. RefSeq lists its product as uncharacterized. Gene Ontology annotation, molecular function: glycerate kinase activity. The transcript has a single exon. Bases 1 to 1248 code for a protein of 415 amino acids. NCBI's taxonomy places the organism in Eukaryota, Fungi, Ascomycota, Sordariomycetes, Glomerellales, Glomerellaceae. The record is from RefSeq and is a predicted model, not a curated record.